Dermacentor silvarum is the source of this 1386-nucleotide messenger RNA. RefSeq lists its product as uncharacterized. Lineage: Eukaryota; Metazoa; Arthropoda; Arachnida; Ixodida; Ixodidae. The record is from RefSeq and is a predicted model, not a curated record. The coding region runs from base 1 to 1386 and encodes 461 amino acids. The transcript has 11 exons.
AUGACAGACAUGUACUCGCUUCUUGGUGCAGUAUUCUUCGUGGAAGGGUUCGGAGAGGAAAGCCUGGAGCAACAGAUCGCUGCACUGCGCCCUGGCCUGAUCGUCUGCAGCUCCAGCGGCAGCUCCAUGGGACCCGCGCAGAGGUUGCGAGCGGAAGCCGAGAGAGACGUGCAGGUGUGCUGUCUGCGUGAAGACGUCCUGGAGCGCGUGGACCAAGUCGUGGUCCCGGCCUCUAACGGCACUCACGUGACGCUCACCAGGGGGGCGCUGUUCGACAACAUGGCUGCUCAGCCCGACGGACGCUACGCCUGCGUCGCCAUGGUUCGAAACCGCUCGGCGUCCGCGGCCGCAACCCAGUCGGGCGGAAGCAGCGGCGGAGUCACCGUUGUCGGAACUGUCCUUCCGGCUUGUGCGGAUGGCUGGCGUUGCAACUCUGCAGUCGCCAGCGACAAAUGCACGUCGGUCUGUCGCUGUCCUUUUGGAAUGCACGCCAUCGAAGGCAUAUGGAGGUGCAGUUACUCAUCGGAGCCUUCCAAAGUGGAGCUCGAAGUCCUGGACGAAUUCGGGAGCCAUUACGAAGACGGCGACCGCGUUCUGGUGGUGUCGCACGACAGCUUAGUCCUGCGUUAUCGCUACGGAGUGAGCGCCGACGCAACCUUGCUGGAACAGGUCUCCGGGGAAGAGCCCUGGAGGCGGCCCGUAUCGUUCUCGUCCAAGUCCGGCAUCCGGCGACACGAAGGGAGUCUCGUCCUGUGGGAGGUCGCCCGACCGCUGGUAGUGUUCGUGCAGGUGACUCUGCACAGCCGGCCGCCUCUGGCCAAAUCUGUUAUGCUGAACCUCGUCGUGGUCCCACGCCUCACUGUCGGCAUGCCCUGCCACGAGGACGGCGACUGCCGGAGCGUCAACGGGCUCUGCAUGGAACGCCAGUGUCGGUGCUCGUUUGCGCUCGACGUCAACGGAACCUGCGUUGUUGUCGGUUGCGCGAAAAAUGACGACUGCGCAAGGAAUCCCGGGACCACGUGCGUGGACUCUACUUGCCGUUGUCCCACGGGAAGCGACUUGAGAAACGGCAGAUGCUGGCACCGCGCUUGCAAGAGUCACUUCCAGUGCUCGCACGAGCGCCUGCACACGGUUUGUUUCCGUAACUCCUGCCAGUGUGCGCACGGCUUUCGAGACGUUGACGGGACCUGCACGCCCAUAGAGUGCUCGCACGAUGUUGAGUGUCGAGAUCCCCUGAUGCGCUGCCGAAACGCAUCGUGUGACUGCUCCGAAGGUUACAUCGACAACGGUGAACGGUGCACGCCAAGUGGAGCUGGCCCAGGCGCUGGUCCUGUACUGCUGGGUAUGCCCGUUGGAAGGACCCUAAUACAGGAACAAGUAUGGUGA